Molecule: messenger RNA, 1212 nt
Organism: Trypanosoma conorhini
Lineage: Eukaryota; Euglenozoa; Kinetoplastea; Trypanosomatida; Trypanosomatidae
Exons: 1
Coding region: 1-1212 (403 amino acids)
Biological process (GO): DNA recombination; DNA integration
Molecular function (GO): DNA binding
Source: RefSeq, a predicted model, not a curated record
AUGGAGGAGAGGAGAAAAAGAGGUUUCACCAACAACGAAAUCGGCCCUAAUACUGAGGAAUCUGACGACGACGACGACGACGACAGUUCGGAAGAAGGGCACUCCGAGAUGGAUGAGGCGCUCAGGGCGGCGGUGGAACAGUCUUUAAACGACGGCGGCAGGUGCGAGAACGGGGUCGACGACACCUGCCCGCGACAUUGGUACCUCUACCGCGGACGACCCCCACACGUCAGCCAGAUGGCGUGGUCAGCGUUGACACCCGCGGCACGCACCCUGCACCUGCGCUGGCUACAGGACCUCCGCGCGAUGCCGGCCCGCCUGCUCGGGAUGAACCUUGCUUCCGCGGCGAUCGAGCUGGUACGCGAGAUGGCCGUAAAACGGCGGUGGAAGUGGGCGACGGUGGCCAAGAGCCUGGCUGCGAUCUCAGGCGCGUUGCGCGACCUGCCGCUGUACAGCAACCAGACGCGGGGGAUAGAGCUUAUGCGGUACCCCGAGUGGCGCGCGGCGAUGAAGGCGGCCCAGCGUUUCGAGCGGGAAUCGACAGCGUCCCCGCCUGCUCCUGUGACUGUGACGGAGUUUGUCCGUGCAAGGAGCGAGCUCCUGCGGCGACACCCCAUGGCGGCGCUCUUCCUCACUCUAAUGUGGAGGUUUGCGGCGCGCGCGGGCGACAUCUCGUCUCUGCUGUGCGCCGAUGUGGCGACGACUGCGCCGGAUGCGAACCCCGACGAACGCAACUUGUUCGAGGUCUCGCUGGCGAUGCGGCGGGGGAAGGGAGCCCGUUUCCGCAGGUCGUCGUACACCGUGGCUUCGACGCUGCGGCGCACGGACGUGUCCCUUCUGCGGCAACUGAUAGGCUACCGACGGCCAUCGCAGCGGCUGUUCAACAGGAGCCUGGCGAACGAAUGCCGAGACGCCAUCCGUGCGGCGCUUCGGCGACAGAACCGGAACACGGCCCUUCCCUCGGUGCGCAAGGGAGCCGUGCGCUUCCUCGCGGCGAAGGGGAUGUCGACGGAGGAGUUGAUGGCCAUAACGGGCCACACGCGCAUCGAAACGUUGCGGCGCUACCUGGGUUUUGGCCCCCCAACGCCGCGGGCAGAAGCUGGGACAACAGCGGCGUCGGCGGAGGAGGAGGACGAAACCGAGCCGGCCAGCGACGACGACCGUGCCCGCCCCGAGCGGAAUUUUUGGGGGCGAGGGCACCGACGGCAGUGA